AUGCAUAAAAAUAUAUGUCCAUUUUGUCUUGCAUAUUACCGUUCUUAUAAACAAUUUUAUGAUGUAAAUGGACAUUUCAACACCAAAAAAUGUAAAAAUGAACAAAAUAAAAUUAUUACAAAUAAUCAAAAAAGAGAUAGCUUUUAUAAAAAAUUAGUGGAUAUUACUGGUGAAAAAAUAAAAUAUCCAACAAAUGAUCCAGAUGACCCAUGUAAACAUUUAUGUAACCAAAACCAAGAUGAAAUUUUUUAUCAAGAAAAUAAUGAAAAUAAUGAAAAUAAUCAAACAAUUGAUAAUGAAGAAAAUCAUGAUAUAAUUGGGUUGGUACAUAGUGAAGAUGAAAACAAUGAAAUUAGAAUAGAUGAAAAUGAAGCAAACAUUAAUAAUGAAAAUAAUGAAAAUAAUGAAAAUGAAAAUGCUCAAAACGAACCAAUAAAUAAUAAUCUUAAUAAUAAUUUAGAUAAUGAAAAAUCAAAAAAAAAAUUAAAUGGAACUGAAAUUGAAUUUUUAAUGUUGGGAAUUGAAAACUCAAUAAGUUUAAAGCUUCUUGAAAAAUUUAAAAGUUUUAUUGACAAAAAUAAAACUAAUUUAAAUCAAAUAAGAUACACACCUCAAUAUAUUGAUAAAUUAUUUAUGGAAGAUUUUCAAAUAAAAGGAGAAACAUUUAUAAAUAAAAAUUAUGAUCACUCAAUUUUUUAUUUUGAAAUUAAAAAAGUAUUAGAAACUUUAUUAAAUAAAAAGCAAUUUUUUGAAAGAAUAGAUUUUGAUACAGAUUUUGAAACUGGAAUUUAUACAAAUUAUAAAAGUGGUCAACAAUUUAAAGAUUUAAAAAAUAAAAAUAAAAAUAAAAUUGUUUUACUUAGAAUAUUCACUGAUAUACCAAAUGAUUGGUUACUUAAUUUCCAUCAAACAAUUAGGGCAUUGUUUUCAUCUUUUAUUGGUAAUGGCUUUAAUUUAAUUAUUGAAAAUGAGCAAAUAGAUGUUGUACCGUUUGGACUGACAAUGGAUAUUCCAGAAUUUAGAGCAUCGUGUAAACUUAAUGGACAUAAUCCAAAUGAAUAUGCAUGUCACACAUGUGACAAACCAAGAUAUGGUUUAUUUAUUUGCAAAUCAGGUACAUUAAGAAAACAAGAAGAUAUUACAAAUUUUCACUCCACCAAACCAAAUUAUGCUGAACUAAAUGCUGAUAUAGAAUUAAAAAAAGUAUGGGAAAAAAAGCAAAAGAUAUUGGUAUCAAAGGUGUGGACAGAGGGUGGGUCGAACCCUUGUCCAUUAAUUAUUUAA
This is a messenger RNA of Dictyostelium discoideum AX4, 1284 nucleotides long. RefSeq lists its product as hypothetical. The coding region runs from base 1 to 1284 and encodes 427 amino acids. Lineage: Eukaryota; Evosea; Eumycetozoa; Dictyosteliales; Dictyosteliaceae. The transcript has 2 exons. The record is from RefSeq and is a predicted model, not a curated record.